AUGUCGAAGUACGCGAAUCCCGAGUACUGGGAGGACCGCUACCGCAGCAACGACACCACCUUCGACUGGUUCGUCACCUAUGACAACCUGCAGACCAUCCUGCGUCCUCUGCUGCAGCCGGCGGAGCAGAUUCGGGUGCUGGUAGUGGGCUGCGGCAACAGCCGUCUCUCUGCUAACCUCUAUGAGCACCUCAACAUCAAGAAGAUCACCAACGUGGAUGUGUCGCCGACGGUGAUCAGCCAGAUGCAACGCCGCUACUCGGAGAUGAACGAGAUGCAGUGGAUCUGUGUCGAUGUGCUCACCACCCCGAUAGAGAAGCUGAUGCUGGAGCUGUGCCCGAACGACUAUCUCUAUGAUUUUAUUGUGGACAAGGGCCUCGUGGACAGCAUCCUCGGCGGCUCAAACUCCUUUCACAACCUGUACACCUUCAACAAGAACAUGUCACGCCUGCUGAAGCGCGGCGGCCGCUUCGUCGUUGUCUCGUACGGGUCGCCCGAGACGCGCAUGGACCACUUCCGGCGCAAGAAGCUCAACUUUGAUGUGGAGCACAAGCUGCUGGAGAAGCCGAUGCUAAGUUCCUCUACCGCCAGCCCCACCGGGCACUACCAUGUGUACAUCAUGGUGAAGGUUGGCGCGAAGCAAAGUGUCGGUGUCGCCGUGGCAGCAGGCGACGCCGAGUCGGAAGACGACGACGACUUCUACGACCGCUUCAUGACGCAUAACUCCGCCGCCAUCUGA
Messenger RNA from Leishmania mexicana MHOM/GT/2001/U1103, 738 nucleotides. RefSeq lists its product as hypothetical. The coding region runs from base 1 to 738 and encodes 245 amino acids. Lineage: Eukaryota; Euglenozoa; Kinetoplastea; Trypanosomatida; Trypanosomatidae. The transcript has a single exon. The record is from RefSeq and is a predicted model, not a curated record.